GAAAAAAAAAACUCCGAAGGAGCCUUCCGCGCGACGCUCCCCAGGGCAGCAGCACCGCAGCAGGGCUCCACCCCACCUAAAACCCUAGACCACCCGCGGGAGCGGAGUGGAGCGGAGGGGGAGCCUCGCCUGUCUCAGAUUCCGCCCGGCACCGGCGCGGCCACACCCGCCGCCAUGAAGCUGACGGUGAAGACCCUCAAGGGCACGCACUUCGAGAUCCGGGUGCAGCCCAACGACACGGCUUUGAGCUUGGAGCUGGCGGUUUCUCCUUGUAUGGUGUUGCUUGCAACUGAUUCAGAGAUUAUGGCUGUGAAGAAAAACAUCGAAGAGAAACAAGGAAAGGAUAGCUAUCCAUGGGGUCAACAACUGCUGAUUUUCAAUGGGCAGGUUUUGAAAGAUGAAAGUACAUUGGAUGAGAACAAAGUCAGCGAAGAUGGCUUUCUAGUUGUCAUGCUCAGUAAGAGCAAAACAUCUGGUUCAAGUGGAACCUCAUCUGCCCAGCCCUCAAGCACUCCUGCAACCAGGCAGCCACCUCCUGUAGAUCCUCCCCGGCAAGCUCCGCAACUCCCGGUGGCAGCAGCUACAACUUCUCAGCCUGAAGGACUUCAUGCACAGACCCCUUCAAACACAUAUGACAAUUCAGCAUCAAAUCUACUAUCAGGAAGCAAUAUUGACACAAUGAUUAACCAGCUGAUGGAGAUGGGUGGAGGCAGUUGGGACAGAGAUAAAGUCCAAAGGGCUCUUCGUGCUGCUUACAACAACCCAGAACGAGCUGUUGAAUACCUGUACUCUGGUAUUCCAGUAACAGCUGAAGUUGCUGUUCCAGUUGGUGUUCAAGGAGGAAACACAACUGAUCAACCUUCUAUAGGGGAAGAUGAUCUCACUGGAAUUCCAAAUAGUGCUCCAUUAAAUCUUUUCCCUCAGGGGGGUUCCAAUGCUGGAGGUGGUGCUGGAGGUGGACCACUUGAGUUUCUUAGAAACAACCAACAGUUUCAAGCACUUAGGGAAAUGGUCCAAACAAAUCCACAAAUCUUGCAGCCUAUGCUCCAGGAAUUGAGCAAGCAGAAUCCUCAAAUUCUAAGGUUGAUUCAGGAGAAUCAUGCUGAGUUCCUUCAGUUAAUAAAUGAGCCCUUUGAAGAUGGCGAGGGGGACUUCUUAGAACAACCUGAGCAGGAUGAAAUGCCUCUUGCUAUCAAUGUUACACCAGAGGAGCAGGAGGCCAUUGGACGGCUUGAAUCCAUGGGGUUUGAGAGAGCACGUGUCAUAGAGGCAUUCUUUGCCUGCGACAGGAAUGAGGAGCUAGCUGCAAACUAUCUUCUUGAGCAUGCUGGUGAGGAAGAUUGAGCAGGAAUAGUGUGCAGUCGCUUUUUCUGGACAUCUGACCCAAAUUGAUCGAGAUUGCGACACUGCCUCAGAAGUUCUGAAUGACGAAGCAAGGUCGAGAAGGAGCUGACACUUUGAAUUGAUCCCUUGUGCGAGACCCCAUAUUACAUUUCGCCUUAUACAUUCAAAUUAAAUACAUGUAACACUUAAUAGAAUGCUUCUGUAGUGCCUUCCGUCAUUCUCCAGUGGUAAACAUCAGUUCCAGUCUCUGCAUAGGGUUCGUGGGUUCCGGUACACCACAAGUUUGGGUUGGGGAGAAGAAUACUGCCUCGCUAGGAGGAUGCGUGCCUCUUUGCAUCGUAACAUCUUGGCAAAUUGCAAAAUACUGCACUUGCUAGCAAUUUCCAUUAAGUCUAUGGACUCAGAUCUAAUGCUGUGGUGAUUACUUGUGUUUCAAA
Messenger RNA from Panicum virgatum (switchgrass), 1781 nucleotides. RefSeq names its product ubiquitin receptor RAD23b-like. Bases 175 to 1344 code for a protein of 389 amino acids. The transcript has 14 exons. Gene Ontology annotation, molecular function: polyubiquitin modification-dependent protein binding; damaged DNA binding; ubiquitin binding. Gene Ontology annotation, cellular component: cytosol; nucleoplasm. Gene Ontology annotation, biological process: nucleotide-excision repair; proteasome-mediated ubiquitin-dependent protein catabolic process. Lineage: Eukaryota; Viridiplantae; Streptophyta; Magnoliopsida; Poales; Poaceae. The record is from RefSeq and is a predicted model, not a curated record.